AUGUCUUCCGGAGUUCCAUUAACUGUUCCCAUGCCAGGGAAACCUUAUCCCACUGUGGGACUUGGCACGUUUACUUUAUUAGGGAAAACCGGUGCUUCCGAGGAAGUAGCCAAUGCGGUCAAGGUCGCCAUUGCUGAAGGUUAUCGCCACGUGGAUUGCGCGUUCGUUUACGGUAAUGAGAAGGCAGUUGGGGACGCUAUAAAGGCAAAAAUCGAAGACGGAACAAUUACCCGGAACGACAUCUACAUCACCACCAAGAUAUGGAAUACAUAUCACAAUCCUGAACACGUGGAGGAAGCUCUGAGGAAGUCACUCCGUGGUCUCCAGACCGAUUGCGUCGACCUUUAUCUCAUGCACUGGCCGUUUGCAUAUAAGGACGGAGAUAACUUGUUUCCACAAGAUGCCGAAGGGAAUUUCCUCUUCGCUGAUCACGAUUAUGUCGAUACAUGGAAGGCUAUGGAAAAACUAGUUGGAACAGGAUUAACUAAAGCAAUAGGACUUUCCAACUUCAACAAGAAACAGAUAGAAAGAGUGCUAGAGGUCGCUACAGUAAAACCUUCAAAUAUACAGAUUGAAAUACAUCCCUAUUUCUUGAACGAGGAACUGGUUUCUUUCUGUCAAUUAAAUGGGAUGACGGUUACAGCGUACGCUCCACUGGCUAACCCCAGCCGAGUACUGUAUGUGGAGUCGGAACCGAACAUAUUUGAAGAACCAAUUUUAAAAGACAUUUCGGCCGCCAAGGGAAAAUCUAUUGCUCAGGUAGUGCUAAGGUUCCUCCUACAAAGAGGUGUCGUUGUCAUCCCGAAAAGUAUCAAUCAAGCCAGGAUCAAAGAAAAUAAACAGUUAUUCGACUUUGAUCUGACCGAGUCUGAGAUGCAACAAGUGGCAGGGUUAAACCGAAAUUUCCGCCUCUUCAGGGAAGAGAUGGCGAUACGUCACAAACACUACGCUUUCUAA
Ylistrum balloti is the source of this 957-nucleotide messenger RNA. RefSeq names its product aldo-keto reductase family 1 member A1-like. The coding region runs from base 1 to 957 and encodes 318 amino acids. Lineage: Eukaryota; Metazoa; Mollusca; Bivalvia; Pectinida; Pectinidae. The transcript is spliced from 10 exons. Gene Ontology annotation, molecular function: aldose reductase (NADPH) activity. Gene Ontology annotation, cellular component: cytosol. The record is from RefSeq and is a predicted model, not a curated record.